AUGGAGAAGAAUAUCGCAGAAGAAAUUAGCGAAAAGGUGGGAAACAUGGAAUUGGACUGCAGUAACUCUGAUGCAUCAUCUUCCCCCGGUGUCCCUGAAAUAAGUAUAGCCGUUGAUCCUUCUUUUGUCCAUUACUUCCCGGGUCUUCGAAACCCACCCGAUUCCGGUCACCGUUCCGACGAGGGCAAAAAGCACCAGGUGGUGAAAUCUAAAUCCGUUCGAACUCCGAAAUCACCCGAUGAUGGCUCUACCAAAUCCCGUUAUAGACGGUGCGAUUUUCCUAACUAUGAACGCCACCUUUGCCAGAGGUACUGUAAGGCAGGAUCUGUAAUGAUUGGGGUGAUUGCUCCACUGCCCAAGAGGAUGAGGAGGGACCCCCAUCCUUGGCUUUUCUUUUUUGAGGAAAAGAGGUUAUGGUAG
Messenger RNA from Oldenlandia corymbosa var. corymbosa, 420 nucleotides. NCBI's taxonomy places the organism in Eukaryota, Viridiplantae, Streptophyta, Magnoliopsida, Gentianales, Rubiaceae. The record is from the annotation of a GenBank genome assembly.